Molecule: messenger RNA, 3127 nt
Organism: Sinocyclocheilus grahami
Lineage: Eukaryota; Metazoa; Chordata; Actinopteri; Cypriniformes; Cyprinidae
Product: sodium/hydrogen exchanger 3-like
Exons: 16
Coding region: 1-2580 (859 amino acids)
Biological process (GO): regulation of intracellular pH; proton transmembrane transport; potassium ion transmembrane transport
Cellular component (GO): brush border membrane; plasma membrane; apical plasma membrane
Molecular function (GO): sodium:proton antiporter activity; potassium:proton antiporter activity
Source: RefSeq, a predicted model, not a curated record
AUGGCGUUUCUACAGCAGUUUGCACUUCUUCUGGCAUUAUUAAUCGUUUUCAGUACUUCAUGCAAGGCUGCAGCAUUAGAAGUCGAUAGUGUUGAAGUAGGCCAUAACUAUUCUUCAAAGUCAACAGCCACUGAGGAUACUAGUACCUCUACCAACAAUUCCACCGAUGGACAAGCCCCUUCGUCAAUUACUACAUUACCUAUUGUCAUCUGGAAAUGGCAUCAUGUGGAAACGCCAUACCUGGUGGCCCUCUGGAUAUUGACCUGUUGGCUGUGUAAAUUAGUGUGUGAACUGAAUCACAAUGUCACCAGUGUGAUCCCAGAGAGUGGUCUGCUCAUCAUCCUGGGCUUUAUUUUGGGAGGAAUCGUCUGGGGAGCAGACAAAGCGCAGACUUUCAAACUGAUCCCCGUCAAUUUCUUCUACUACUUGCUUCCCCAGAUCGUCUUGGAUGCAAGUUACUGCAUGCCAAACAAACUAUUCUUCAGCAACCUGGGAGCCAUUCUCAUCCAUGCCGUUAUCGGAACGUGCUGGAAUGCAGGCACAGUGGGCGUUGCGCUAUGGGCCUGCUAUGAAGGGGGUGCAAUGGGGACCUUGAACAUCGGCCCUCUGCAGUUCCUGUUAUUUGGUGCCCUAAUGUCUGCCGUGGACCCUGUGGCUGUGAUUGGCGUGUUUGAGGAAGUGCACGUGAAUGAAGUGCUCUACAUCCUGGUGUUUGGAGAGUCCCUGCUCAAUGAUGGUGUCACAGUGGUACUUUAUAAUGUGUUUGAUGCAUUUGUGUCUCUGGGAGGUCCGAAGAUCAACGCCGCAGAGAUGAUCAAAGGAAUAGUUUCGUUCUUUGUUGUGUCAUUUGGAGGCUCGUUUCUUGGUGUUGUGUUUGCCGUUCUGAUAUCCAUGCUGACCAGGAUUACCAAGAACGUCCAGGUCAUCGAAGCCGGCUUCAUCAUUGUGCUUGGCUACUUGUCUUACCUGACGGCUGAGAUGCUCUCACUGUCUGCCAUACUUUCGAUCACUUUCUGUGGUGUCUGCUGUCAGAAGUACAUCAACGCCAACAUGGAUGAGAAAUCUGUCAUAACGUUACGUUACACCCUGAAGAUGAUGGCCAAUGGCUCAGAGACCAUGAUCUUCGUCUUCCUGGGAGUUUCAGCCAUUGAUAAAACCAUCUGGGUUUGGAACACUGGCUUCAUCCUCCUCACACUCUUCUUUGUUGUUGCAUUCAGGUUCAUGGGUGUUUUCUUCCUCAACUGGGUCUUGAAUAAGUCUCGUCUGAUUCCUAUUGACAUCAUGGACCAGUUUGUAAUGGGCUACGGUGGCCUGCGAGGAGCAGUGGCAUAUGGACUAGCAGCCAUUUUGGAUGAGAAAAAGAUCCCAGAGAAGAAUCUAAUGCUUGGUACCACGCUCAUUGUGGUGUAUUUCACCGUCAUUCUUCAGGGGAUCUCCAUGAAACCACUGGUUCAAUGGCUUAAGGUUAAAAAGGCAACUCAGUCAGAUCUGACACUCAAUGGAAAAAUGAACAACAGGGCUUUUGAACACAUACUGACAGCAAUGGAGGACAUCUGUGGCCGAAUGGGAGAUAAUUGGUGGACCAGACAUUGGAAGCAUUUUGACGAGAAGUAUGUCUGUUGGCUACUAAUGAAGAGCGAUGCCAGAGAGCACAAUGACCCAAUCUUUGGUGCCUUCCACAAACUCAAUCUGGAGGAUGCCUCUAAAUACAUCACUGAAGGUGAACGCAAAGGUUCUCUGGCUUUCAUUCGUAAUUAUGACAGUGCCUCUGUCGACUUCAAGAAGAAGCUUGCUUUAGAGUAUGCAGACAUCAUGCCUAAUAUUAUGGCUGACAUAUCAGAAUAUGAUUUUGGCAUUGACAAUGUUCCAGUCAACUCUGUCAUGAAGAACACUAUUCCAUCUGUAUCCCUGGAUAUCCAUGAGCAAGACAGGAACAGGAGCAUGCCUAAUGACCUCAGUGCCCAUCAUAUACUAGAUCAGCACCUGUACAAGAGCAGAAGAGAUAACCAUGCCACUUACAGCCGCAGUCACUAUAACACCUCAGAGAAUCCAGAUGAAAUGCAGGAGAUCUUUCAAAGAACCAUGAGAAGCCGCCUUGAGUCCUUCAAAUCGGCUAAGAUGGGUGUUAACCCUGCGAAAAAACUCUCCAAACAUCCCAAGAAGGAUUCAACACACAAGCCUAAUGGUAAGCCAGCGGACCCACACAGAACCCAUCCAUUUGGAGAUGAAGAUUUUGAGUUUUCAGCUGACAGCGCAUCUAGCAGUGAAAUUGCUGGUCAUUUUCCCAGGAGAAGCACAAAUGCACCUGGUGCUGGUGUUGAUAAUCCAGCGUUCAUACCCGAGAUGGACACCUCUCCACCCAUGCGGAACCCACCCUGGCAAACAGAGACAGCAAACAACACGGCUGUGGCAGCUUCCCAGAGAGCUCAGGGUCGACUGCCCUGGACGCCCACCAACCUGAGACGUCUAGCGCCGCUGAGAAUGAGCACACACUCCACAGACUCCUUUGCAAUGGCUGAUGCUUCAGUUGACGACGAGGUGCCUGAGGAAAAGCCCGGAACACAUCAUACUAAAUUGUAAUCUGAUAUCGUUCCAGCAAUAACCUGCCAAACUUGCGAUUAGGUUAAUCCUCUGCAUUUCAUUUUAGGCAGUUAUGAUGUCAUGAGGCCAGAGAUUAAGGAAUCAUAGUGUCGAAUCGUAGUAUUCAUCAUAUAUCUUUAAAAAUGUAUAUACACAUGCAGCAGUUACUUGAAGUCACAUUGCUAUAUAUACAUGCAUACAUAUAAGCAAAGGGAAGAAAAUAAAUACAAAUUUAGAAGAGACACUGUCAUUGAAGUACUUAUGUAUAAGGUUAUGGAAUGCUCUUGAGGGUUUCUUUAUAAAUCCACAUUGUUGUGGAAGCUGUUAUGGCACUUUACCACACUGACAGCAUGCUAGAAAAUAGAAAACAUUGAGCUCAAAAGACAAAAUCAUUAUACUCAAAUAUAUUUUGUCUGAGUUAAGAACUGAGAAGCAAUUGUCUAUCGGUUCUAUAUUCAGGUACGUUCUUGACCUAUCUUGAUAUUUUUUGACCUUGGACAUGUCUGUCUAUACACAUUUUUAAAAUCAGCAUGUUGUAUAUGAUUAU